AUGGCCCUUGACUCCUCACCACAUCCCCUUUUUCGUCGAUGCGUUCAGUGUCCGCCAGACCCUCCAAUCUGCCCGUCAUGUGCAUUUGACGAGACAUGCUCCCUGACGGCACAGUCAUGCGAUUCCUGCGCCUCUACCACGUGUGUUAAGAUUGGCUCUUUACCCGGACAAUCAGCGCCGAAGAAAUCUACACCUGUUGGCCCAAUCGUUGGAGGUGUGGUGGCCGCUGUUGUUGUCCUGGCUGUCGUUGCUUAUGUGGUUUAUCGAUUCUUCUUCCGCAAGAAACGGCGAGCUCCGGCAUGGGAUCCGCCGGAGAAGAGGGAUCAAUCGACUUUGCACCGCGCUGACCGUCAGUCAACUCGGUCUGCGCAUUCGAUUGCUUCAACAGUUUUCACCCGUGCCUCGAACGUAAUUCAGAUCGCUUAUAUUCCCGGCGUCACCGUUCGAACACCGCCCGACUCUCCAGGCGUUCAUGUUCCACCAGUACCUGCUAUCCCUGGAAGCCUUGCCGGUAAUUCUGCGGCCUCGUCACCACAACUUGAGCAACAUUUCUUUAUGCCGAGGGAUCUCAGAGAUUCCACUUGGUCCGACACCUCUUCAAUUGAUCCAAGAUUCAGCGUCGCACCCAGCCUGGCUCGGGCAAGCGUGGCUACCACCAUAUAUCGUAGCGAUGCCAUUGUACCCCCCGUACCGGCAGUGCAGGCUUUCCGAGCACAGGCCAAUGUUGUCAGCGUCAAAUCAGGGACUACCACGCCAGGGACGUCGUCGACGCCCAGUUCCAGGACGCCACAGAUUCCACAGGUGUCCAAAAUGGGCAGCAGUAGCAGUUCGAUCGUCGCGAGAAACGUUACUGCGCGACCCAUCGAGGUCAAGAAGGUCAACUCCGCAAACAGGGUGCCAACGCUCGCAAAUCUGGCUAAAGAAGCUGCUCGCAAAAGCAGCACCGGGAUGAGCUCAAAAGAAAGUGUUCAAGUCUUUGUUGACGAGAAAGAAGUGGUUGUUACACCUGCUGCUACCACUCCCAGCACAUUUAUUGACGAGACACCGAUUUCACCUCUUGUCAUACCAAGGCAGCCGUUUGCGGCAAAUCACUCGGCAAGGUCGUCGUCCGUCAGUGGACUCGAGAACUUCUCCAGGGGCCCUUCGAGUGGGACGACACAUAGACACACGGGCAGCGCUACGCUGAGCGCUCUUAUUGAGGACUCGAUCAACCGUGCAAGGGACCCUCAGCACAUGAAUGUCACAAGCCCGACACUUCGGCCACAGCUCGUCAAGCAUGACUCUGGGCCGUUUUCUGACGCCAAUGAAGUGAAGGAAAAUCUACCUUGA
Cladophialophora yegresii CBS 114405 is the source of this 1329-nucleotide messenger RNA. RefSeq lists its product as uncharacterized. The record is from RefSeq and is a predicted model, not a curated record. Lineage: Eukaryota; Fungi; Ascomycota; Eurotiomycetes; Chaetothyriales; Herpotrichiellaceae. The coding region runs from base 1 to 1329 and encodes 442 amino acids. The transcript has a single exon.